AAUCAACAUAACUCACUCCAACAAGAUAAUAAAGUAGAAGCCAGCUAAUCCAUUUCCUCUAUCUCGAUCUAGACUCCACACCAACCUUCUUCCUAUAUUUCUCUUUCUCUUUCUCUUCUUCAUCUUCGCCUCCACCUCUACCUCCAUGACACGUCACUCUUCCCCGUAUUUUAAUAUUAAUUGUAUCUAAAUUUCCUGUUCUAAGAUUCUACUCAGCUUUCGAACCAAGCAACAAUGGGCUACGGCCGGCUCCAUCCCCCCUUGAACGACCAUGAUCAUGCCACCUCAGCUCCAUCCAUCCCCUCCACACCCAGGAAAGAUAAGAAACUUAUUUUCAUCUCCGCUUUGGCUAUUGCUUUAAUUGUUAUUUCACUUGUCGCCGCCAUUCUCUUUGUCGGUUUUAAAUCCCGGGCCGGCUCUGGCCCAAGAAACCAUCGCAAGCCGACUCAGGCCAUUUCGAGAACUUGCAGCAAGACGCUCUACCCAACUAUCUGUGUCAACUCGCUACUCGACUUCCCGGGUUCACUCACCGCUUCGGAGCAGGACCUCGUCCACAUUUCUUUCAACAUGACGCUGCAGCACUUCAGCAAGGCGUUGUACUCCACUUCGGGGAUCUCCAAUCUCCAGAUGGACACACGUGUACGGUCGGCGUUCGACGCGUGUUUGGAACUCCUAGACGACUCGGUUGACGCCCUCACGCUCUCGCUCGGCUUCGUCGUUCAUAUACCGGGCGGGAACAGUAACUCGAACGAUAGAGAAGACGUGCUGACGUGGCUGAGUGCCGCGCUGACUAAUCAGGACACGUGUAAGGACGGAUUUUCGGAUUUGGGAGGAGGCGUGAAAGAUCAAGUGGCGGAGAAGUUGCAGGACUUGUCCGAACUGGUGAGUAAUUGUUUAGCGAUUUUUGCAGCGUGUAAUAGCGACGAUUUCUCGGGGGUGCCUAUACAGAAUAGGAGGAGAUUACUGGAGGACGAUAAAUCAGGGGAAAAUAGUGAUAGGCUUCCGAGGUGGUUGAAUAGGAAGGAUAGAAGACUGUUGGAUUUGCCCGUCUCGGCAAUACAAGCCGAUAUAAUCGUGUCAAAAGAUGGAAAUGGGACGGUUAAGACGAUUUCUGAAGCGAUUAAAAAGGUGGCUGAGAAUAGUAAACGCCGGACAAUUAUUUACGUGAGGGCAGGAAGGUACGAAGAGGGUAGUACAAUAAAGGUGGGGAGAAAGAAGAAGAAUGUGAUGUUGCUAGGAGAUGGUAAGGGCAAAACCGUGAUUUCAGGAGGAAAAAGUGUUCAGGAUAACAUAACAACUUUUCACACCGCAUCCUUCGCUGCAACAGGUUCAGGAUUCAUCGUCCGUGACAUAACGUUCGAGAAUUGGGCAGGCCCCACGAAGCACCAAGCUGUAGCUCUCCGAAUUGGAGCCGAUCGUACAGUGGUGUACCGUUGCAACAUAAUCGGAUACCAAGACACUCUCUAUGUACACUCCAACCGUCAAUUUUACCGAGAAUGUGACAUUUACGGUACGGUAGACUUCAUCUUCGGUAACGCUGCUGUCGUCUUACAAAACUGUAGCAUUUAUGCUAGAAAACCAAUGGAAAACCAAAGAAAUACCAUAACAGCUCAGGGCAGAAAAGACCCAAAUCAGAAUACCGGCAUUUCGAUCCACGCCUGUAGGCUCUAUACAACGUCCGAUCUCGAAGCAUCAAAAGGAAGCUUCCACACGUAUCUCGGGAGGCCUUGGAAACUUUAUUCCAGGGUGGUUUAUAUGUUAACUUACAUGGGGGAUCAUAUUCACCCAAGAGGAUGGCUUGAAUGGAACGCUACGUUCGCCCUGGAUACUCUCUACUACGGCGAGUAUAUGAACUUUGGCCCCGGAGGCGCCGUCGGGCAGCGGGUUAAGUGGCCGGGUUAUAGAGUGAUUACAUCCCCGGUGGAGGCCAGCAAGUUCACCGUUGCACAGUUUAUUUAUGGGUCAUCUUGGUUGCCAUCAACUGGAGUGGCGUUCUUGGCAGGAUUAUCAACUUAAUUAAUUAUAAUUAGUCAAUUAAUUUUAAUAAAUGCCAAUUAACUUUUACACUAUAUAUCUAGGGCUUUUAUAUAUUUUAUAAAUAUUGAAACAAAUGGAUUCUUAGAUGGUCAAGAUCUUGUUUUUGUUGAUUUGGAAUGGUAUGAAAUUAGAUACUUUGGGUUCU
Molecule: messenger RNA, 2182 nt
Organism: Mangifera indica (mango)
Lineage: Eukaryota; Viridiplantae; Streptophyta; Magnoliopsida; Sapindales; Anacardiaceae
Product: probable pectinesterase/pectinesterase inhibitor 61
Exons: 3
Coding region: 235-2016 (593 amino acids)
Biological process (GO): cell wall modification
Molecular function (GO): pectinesterase inhibitor activity; pectinesterase activity
Source: RefSeq, a predicted model, not a curated record